CCGGGAUUUCAACCAACAACUAAAUACGAAAGUAGCAUACAUUAUUACAUUAUUUAAUUAUUAAAAUAUUUGCUAAUAAUAAUCGAAAUUGAAUUAUGUUACAUGUAUAUUCGAUGGAGCUUUACGAACUCAUCACGCUAUUUAUUAUGUAUGAUUUCCUAUAUUAUUAUUAUUGACUUGAUAUGAAAACAAACAAACACUAAAAUAGAACAUAAAAUUUAGCUGUUUUGAAGAUUUCAAAAAUGUGUUUAUUUAGGUUUGGAACCAGCUGUUAAAUUAACCUAUAAGCACAAAAAAAUAUGUCACAAAUUUACACAAGGAAAAAUAUAAAAUGCCUCAACAAUCCUCCAAGGAGAAACAGUAGUUUACGAAAAUGCGACAAACGAUUUUUCUGGCAAGCUUUUUGCUCGGGGCCCUUUUCGUAGUGGGUCAGCAGCAAAAGUUUCCAGCAUAUUCCAACCAAACCAAUUUGGGCUGGCCAUCUAAAUUCAACUCCAGUAACAACAAUUGGGCUGGAAAAUUCAAUUCCAGCAACAAUUGGGCUGGUAAAUUCAACUCCAGCAACAAUUGGGCUGGAAAAUUCAAUUCCAGCAACAAUCGGACUGGAAAAUUCAACUUUAGCAACAAUAAUUGGGCUGGUAAAUUUAACUCCAGCAACAACAAUUAUGGAAACAAAUACAACUUUAGCAGCUACAGGCCAAUAAAUCAAUUCCCAAACAGUUCAAAAUUUAAUUUUAGCCGAGCUGUUUUGUACAAUACAACUUCCAAUGGAACAAACGAAGGACAUUUGUUCCUAGGACAAAUCCAGAUGUACGACAGAUUGCUUUUUAGCCAGGUGUAUCGCAAGGAAAGUCAUUGGUGGACAUACAGGACAUCUAUAAUUGAUUAUCCACAAGCUGGGGCAGGUAUUGGAUAUGCAAGGAUUUCAGCUAUUCGUUGUUAUAAUCAGUUUGUGGAUGGUCACAGUGCAAAAGCUUUGCUCAGAAAAGGUGGGCUUGGUUAUAGUUACGUGCAAAUUUGUUUGGAGUCCGGCUGGAAUAAGGGAUUCGAGUAUUUAGUUCAGAUUUAUGGCCAUUGAUACUUCAAAAUUUCCAAGUAAUUCCUUGUAAUUUCCUUAAAAUUGUCCAAGUUUGAAUAUAUGUAGUUAAUAAUAAAGUACAUUAUAAUGAGGUCUAUUUGAAUAUGUAUUUUGCUUUAUUAAGUAGGUAUGCUAUUUCGAGAGAAAAUUUUCAAAUUCUGACAAUAUGGA
Molecule: messenger RNA, 1249 nt
Organism: Ceutorhynchus assimilis (cabbage seed weevil)
Lineage: Eukaryota; Metazoa; Arthropoda; Insecta; Coleoptera; Curculionidae
Source: the annotation of a GenBank genome assembly